UAUAUAUCACCUGCUCUCUUCUUUCAGGCAAUCUUUAUAAUUUCUCACUCUACAAACUAUCAAUCAAACACAUAUAUUUAUUUAUAUAUAUAUAAUUGGAAUUAAUUAAUUAAUUAAUUAAGAAUGGUGAGAGCACCUUGCUGUGAGAAAAUGGGGCUGAAGAAAGGGCCAUGGAGCCCUGAAGAAGACCAGAUUUUGAUUAGUUAUAUUCAGCAACACGGCCAUGGAAACUGGAGGGCUCUCCCAAAACAAGCAGGUCUUUUGAGAUGCGGGAAAAGCUGCAGGCUGAGAUGGACAAAUUAUCUUCGGCCAGAUAUCAAAAGAGGAAACCUCACCAAACACGAAGAAGAAGCCAUCAUCUCCUUGCACCACUUGCUUGGUAACAGGUGGUCUGCCAUAGCUGCAAGAUUGCCAGGAAGAACAGACAACGAAAUAAAAAAUUUAUGGCACACCCAUCUGAAGAAAAAGCUGCAGCUGACGUCACCCUCCAAUUCAGAUCCCGACAAAAUUAGGGUUUCCAGCCCCCACAGCGAAAACAUCUCCUCCGUCACCGACGACAAUAAAUCCGCCGCCGUCAAGAAGGAGGAAUCCGAUUAUUCGUCGUCGGAAUAUUUUCCUCAGAUCGACGAAAGUUUCUGGUCCGACCACCGUUCUCCCAAUGUGAAAUUAGAAGAUUCCGCCGGCGCCGGAGGAAUGGACUUCUGGUACAAUCUGUUCAUCACGGCGGGAGACCUCCCGGAGGACUUGCCGGAGUUUUGACGGGGGUUUGAACGAGGGCAUAUUUGACAUUUUAGGCAGACACGUCAGUAUCACUGAUUUUUCUUUUUUUAUUUUAUUUUUAUGAAGGGUAAGAUGGGAAUUUUAGGAAUUUGAUAGGGGCUGACAUGGAAAUAUAAAAAUGGUUGUGCUGUAUAUUUAAUUUAAUUUAAUUUAAUCUAAGAGGGUAGAGUAGUCAAUGAGUAGAAAUGGUAUUAGUGGGUGUGAUGUGAGCUGACUAAUUGAUCGCUUUUUAUUGGUCUAAGUUCUUAAUGUCGUCUUUUGAAAUAUUGUGGGCUCAAUUUGAUCA
This is a messenger RNA of Andrographis paniculata, 1066 nucleotides long. Its product is annotated as transcription factor MYB4-like. The record is from RefSeq and is a predicted model, not a curated record. Bases 124 to 759 code for a protein of 211 amino acids. The transcript has 3 exons. Lineage: Eukaryota; Viridiplantae; Streptophyta; Magnoliopsida; Lamiales; Acanthaceae.